Messenger RNA from Pleurotus ostreatus (oyster mushroom), 801 nucleotides. RefSeq lists its product as uncharacterized. The record is from RefSeq and is a predicted model, not a curated record. Lineage: Eukaryota; Fungi; Basidiomycota; Agaricomycetes; Agaricales; Pleurotaceae. The transcript has 5 exons. Bases 1 to 801 code for a protein of 266 amino acids.
AUGUCCAGCCGAAGUAUAUCAGCAAUCCUUCCCCUACCCCCCAAGCCGCAACCACCAGCUAUGCCCGCUCUCAGCACCUCAUCUUUUGGAUUGAGGCCUACCACCACCACGACUCCCAGUAAAGUCUCCGACGAUGAGUCGGGAUCUAGAUCGGAAUCUGAGUCGUCUUCCGACUCAGACGAAGAAUCAGACGGCGAAUCAGACAAUACCGCCAAGAAGGGAACUCCCAGCCCCCCGUAUUCACUAUCGGCAUCCACGACCCCUGCCACCUCCAUCGCGUUAACAUCCCCAACCUAUACAGUCAACGCACAAUCACAGACAUCCUCUGAGUUCGACAGGAGACUCAUCGUAGGGCUUAGCAUCGCGUUGGCCUUGCUUUCUGUGGGGGUGAUGAUGCCCAUUAUCUUCGUUGUCUUCAGGAAGGUCAAGUCACGAAGGGCGAAGACAGGAUUCAGUGAUUAUCUUAUUAUGAAUGGUAUUAAGGAUCCUAAUCACACGUCUUUGGUAGAUGGUGCGUCUCAUAGCACCACAGAAGUGCGGCGAGACGCAGCUACGUCUCCCGUUGGGAUUGCGCCACUGAUUGCGCUUCACGGGGUGCAGUCGUCUUCUAGGACGAGGGAUAAGCGAGCUCGAUUCUUCUCUCCGCGACGCUCCACUGGAGACGUCGAACAGGGGAGAAGAUCUGCGGGACAUGGCCGCUCGGGAAGAGGGUCCCCACUUGUGCAAACCUCUAUUCGGACGACUCAGGCGAGCGACGCUGGUUCCUUAGGAUCUCCUCCUUCCUACCACUCCAAGAUGUGA